Molecule: messenger RNA, 2123 nt
Organism: Drosophila eugracilis
Lineage: Eukaryota; Metazoa; Arthropoda; Insecta; Diptera; Drosophilidae
Product: zinc finger protein 771
Exons: 1
Coding region: 394-1554 (386 amino acids)
Biological process (GO): regulation of transcription by RNA polymerase II
Cellular component (GO): nucleus
Molecular function (GO): DNA-binding transcription factor activity, RNA polymerase II-specific; RNA polymerase II transcription regulatory region sequence-specific DNA binding
Source: RefSeq, a predicted model, not a curated record
ACAUGCAGCUCUGCUUCCAGUGUCCACCAUCUUUGUCAAAGUUGCCACAAAAGUAAAAUCGUGACGGACGGCAAAUUAUAAAUUGCAUAGUGUUGACUAUUGUGGAAAAAACCAGAGGGAAAGGCCGCCAAAAAGAAGUUGGUGAAAAGCAGGCGGGGAUUGGAUUCCGAUUCCAGCUGACCAGACGCUACCGAAUCCGUUUCCAGAGGUGCGAGAAAGAGAUAGCACGUGGAACGGGCAAAGAGUGUAAGCAGGAAGGGGAAAGAGAAACUGUCAGCCGGAAAAACUGAAAAUCGAAGAGGAAAAGAAGCGCUUGUCAAAAAUCAGUUGGAAUCCACAGAUUUCUUCAGCAGGAAAUUCUUACUACGCAAAUUCGCACAUUACAAAGCAGAAAUGAAUGCCAAGCGUGUAAAGUACACCACGGUAAAGGAGGAAAUCGUGCCCGUCCUCAUCCAACAUGACCCAGAGGCGGACCCCGAAGAGGAGGCCGAAGAAGAAGAGGUUCAUGAGCUCGAUCAUGACGACGAGGGCCAGGAGGCGCAGUACACAUAUGCCUACGCCACCGCUGAAGAUGACGACACCGAAACAGCGGUGGUGACCCUCAGCGAUCGGGAGCACGAGGCCCUGGCCAAUGCUCAGGAGGUCAUCAUCGAUGAAAAUGGGCAUGCCGUGACUUUACAGCAGCUGGUAGAAAACAGUACCGUCGAGGAGGUGGAGACCAUUGAACAAGGAGACGGCACCCACACCAUCCUUCGCAUAGUGCCUAAUGUACAUGACGAAGAGGUCGAGGACGCCGAAGAGGAUGAAGACAUUGAGGAGGGUGAAGAGCUGGAUCAUGACGAUGAAAUCGUGACCGUGGAGCACGAGGAGGGCGAUGUCGACGAGGACGAGGAUGAUGUUGGCUCCAUCGUUUUCGAGGGCACCAUUGACCAGGCAGAACAGGAUCCGCAUGCCCGAAACAAGACCUUCUAUUGUCCCAAUUGCGGCAAUUGCUACACUGCCGCUGGUUCUCUAAAACUCCACAUGCGCGCCUGCCUGCGGCAAAGAAACGAGGUCUCCACUGAGGAUCGUAAGUGCAAAGUUUGCAGCAAGGUUUUCAAUUCCGUGGCUUACCUCAAGGAGCACAUGAUGCGGCACACGGGUGAGCAGCCUUUCCGCUGCACCCGUUGCUAUAGAAAGUUCGUUGACGAGGCAAAGUACGCCGCUCAUAUGGAGUCGCACAAGCACCAGGACAAGCUAGAGGCCGAAGCGGUAGCUCUGGCCGCCCAACACGGUGGCAGAAAGGUGGUGGUGAAGGAAUUUCAAUGCGCCUUUUGCUCGCAAUUCUUUACGGUGGUCUUCGAUGUGGGCCAGGUGAAGCGCCGAUAUGCCUGCGACGCCUGCCGCGACAAAUAUUCCAAUGCGGAAGCACUGCGCCAGCACAAACAGCAGGUGGAGGAGAAACGCGAGUUCAGCUGCGAACGCUGCGGUAGGAAGUUCGUUUUCGAGGGCUUCCUGCAGCGCCAUUUGCCCAACUGUGAUGGCAGCAUCAAGCGACGCAGGGACAUGAAGUAGAGGCGGCCGCAACGUGACAGCAACUGGCGGCGACGGCAGCAGCAGCCGGAGGAAGAGGAUGAGGAGCAGGAGUCGUCGCCGCCAAUGCGUUACGUUGUUAUAAAGCAGGAGGAGCACGAUGAGUAGCAAUAGGAUCAGCUGAAGCACUAUCUAGAUUUUGAUGAUAACCUGAAGGGAAAUCUUGAUUAGCAGUCAGAACCACUUGAAUCAUAACAAGAAGGACCAGUUGCUGGCUAUCACAAACGCUUUUUUUUUUUGGGCUGCAACGACAUCUUCCUUUAACCAAUUCCAAUGGAGAGCGCCUUUCUUUUACUUAUUUGUAGACAUACGUAUAUGUUAUGAUUUUGUUGCCACCUUUGCGGCAUUAAAUGAGAGUUGAUCAGCGAACACACACGGAUGGCGACGAUGGCCAAUGUAUAGAUAUAUAUUACUUACUUUUAAUUACGACUACAUAAUAAUAAAGCCCCAAAACACCCGCUAUUGUGUAAUAACCCCAAACCGAAAUGCUGGCACACAAACGAGCGUAAAAAUCGAUGUUGAAUUCAAUAAAACACUAAAUCAAAAACCUG